This is a messenger RNA of Meleagris gallopavo (turkey), 4530 nucleotides long. The record is from RefSeq and is a predicted model, not a curated record. NCBI's taxonomy places the organism in Eukaryota, Metazoa, Chordata, Aves, Galliformes, Phasianidae.
ACUGUUUCUGUUCUGCCCCUUCGGUCUGACUCAGCAGCACCAGUCCUGAUUUAGGCAUGCGAGUUCCUGCAGUGACUCAGCUGGGAGCUUUAAUCAGCAGCUGAAAAACUCUUUGAAGCGAAUGCUUUCUGUAGUGCAGGGAGGUGGGAGGAAGGUCAUCUGCAAAGAAGUGAGGUUGGGUUUCUGAUUCAGUAAUGCUAGGAAGCUGUUAGAAUGUUGGUGGGGCAGCAGAGCCCCUGGAUUUGCUUUAUGGCUGAAUGCUGUAGUUGGUGUUGGCUUCCACACAGGUGCUUACGGUCUGAGUGCUCUGCUGGCCCUUGCUCCAACUCCCGCCCUGCUUUUCCUCCUCUCACUCGGGUGGUAAGCACGUUCUCAUCGCGCAGUAUGUGGUAAGGAGGAAUUUCUGUGAGGGAAUUCUCAGCUCACAAAACACUUGAAAUCGUUCCCGGUAUGAAUUAUCUCGAUUAAAGCCUGGCUUUGAUUUAAGCGUGCUGGUUUUUAUCAAUGAUUUGAUCCCAGAGGCCUUAGCAUUGCAGAACUUGUUGGCUGCAGCCCUUGUCCAGCAGUGCUGUUGCUCAGGCAGGGUUGAGCUCAGCUUGUUGCCUGCGCAGUUCUGGGGCUGGGAAUUGUGCUUCCGUGAGGGGACGAUGCUCGGGUGGGUGAGUGCUGAGCAGUGAGCAGCUGCAGGCUCUGCAGAGGAGUUCGGAGCGCAGCCUGCAUGGUGCAGCCCCAGGUGAAAGGGCAGCUGUGGGCUGUGCAGGUCGCUCUGCUGGGGCUGCAGCCCCGGUGCUGUGGGAGGAGCGGCUUUGUGCUGAGCUGCUGCAGGUACAGCACAGCCAGGACCUCUGCCUGGAACGGCAUCAGAACAGUUCUGUAAUUCAGGGUGUGGGUGAUACUAUCUGGAUUUAAGGCAGGGCUUUGUUGGCUCUUAGAGAAAAACCUUCCCUAGGAGAGGUGCAGCGUAAUCGUACUGGUUUGAUUGGCUGCCUAAAUGCAGCUAACAGAAACAUACCUUAAGUGGGCUUCCACAGCCACCUUCACCAGAAGCUUUUCUGUAAAAGGAAAGAUUUCUCGGAGCAACACUCUAUAUAUUACGUCACAAAGUGGAAGUAUGUGGCUUGACAAUUGUCUGUCACACAGAAACGAGCGGAUGAUUGCUUUUCCUAAUCAGAAAAUCCUGAUUAUUCCGCCAGUGUGAUUUGGUGGCAUCGCUUUGUGGGCAUUCACACGGGGAGGGCUUGAGUCAAUAGUUAGUGCUGCAGAAGCCUGACUGCAGGUGUGGAUGCACGGAUAUUUGGUGCCCAAAUACUACAAGUGAAGAAUUUGUAGCGCUUGGUGUGCUGCUGUCUGUUUUGUUUCUUGUGUUUGCACUUGCUGCACAGUCUGGUGCCUACAGCAUCUGCUGAGCUCACAGCAAAGUCACAGUCUUGCAUCUGUGACACUCCUCAGUUGCCAUAGAAAUGGAAUGCAUUGUAACAAACUGUUGUUUUGACGCUGUCAGAGCAGUGAGAUAGAUGGUGGGCUGGCAAAAGUCAAUGGGAAGAACCCGAAGAGAGAAAUGUGUGCAAGAUGAAGAGAACCAAGAGCCCAGGAGAACGGUGCUGCUGGCGGGUGCUGGCUGUGGAGCUGGCGUGCAGAGACAGCAUGGCGAGUCCUGCGAAGGAUAACUAUCGAAUGAAGUGCUACAAAAACAAAGCCCUAAAUCCUGAGGAAAUGCGUCGGAGGAGGGAAGAGGAAGGAAUUCAGCUGCGCAAACAGAAACGGGAGCAGCAGCUCUUUAAAAGAAGAAACGUGGAAUUAAUCAAUGAAGAUGCAUCCAUGUUUGAUAGCCUCCUUAUGGAUUCCUACGUCAGUUCCACGACGUGUGGGGAGGGAGUGAUCACAAGAGAGAUGGUAGAGAUGCUUUUCUCAGAUGACCCUGACCUACAGCUAGCAACCACACAGAAAUUCAGGAAGUUACUUUCUAAAGAGCCGAAUCCUCCAAUAGACGAAGUGAUAAACACUCAAGGAGUGGUGGACAGAUUUGUUGAGUUCCUGAAGAGAAGUGAAAAUUGCACACUACAGUUUGAGGCAGCAUGGGCACUGACGAAUAUUGCAUCAGGAACUUCCCAACAGACAAAAAUAGUAAUUGAGGCCGGGGCAGUUCCUAUCUUUAUAGAGCUGUUAAACUCUGACUUUGAGGAUGUUCAAGAGCAGGCUGUCUGGGCAUUGGGGAACAUUGCUGGAGACAGCUCUGUGUGUAGAGAUUAUGUCCUUAACUGCGCUAUCCUUCCUCCCUUGUUAAUGCUCCUUACAAAGUCCACCAGGUUGACAAUGACACGAAAUGCUGUUUGGGCCUUGUCAAACUUGUGCAGAGGAAAGAGUCCACCACCUGAAUUUGAUAAGGUAUCUCCCUGCCUGCCAGUGUUGUCCCGACUAUUAUUCAACAGUGACUCUGACUUGCUGGCAGAUGCGUGCUGGGCUCUUUCCUAUUUAUCAGAUGGCCCCAAUGAGAAAAUUCAAGCAGUUAUUGACUCGGGGGUGUGUCGGCGACUGGUCGAGUUGUUAAUGCACAACGACUACAAAGUGGCCUCUCCAGCAUUGCGAGCGGUCGGCAACAUCGUGACAGGAGAUGACAUCCAGACCCAGGUGAUUCUGAACUGUUCAGCCCUGCCUUGUCUCCUUCAUUUAUUAAGUAGUCCCAAGGAGUCCAUCAGGAAAGAAGCCUGCUGGACCAUAUCUAACAUCACAGCAGGAAACAGAGCACAAAUACAGGCAGUCAUAGAUGCAAACAUCUUCCCUGUGCUGAUAGAAAUCUUACAGAAAGCAGAAUUCCGUACAAGGAAGGAGGCGGCGUGGGCUAUCACAAAUGCAACGUCAGGAGGAACUCCUGAGCAGAUCAGAUACCUGGUCAACCUGGGUUGCAUCAAGCCUCUUUGUGACCUCCUUACUGUCAUGGACUCCAAGAUUGUUCAGGUGGCAUUGAAUGGCCUGGAGAACAUCCUGAGGCUUGGAGAGCAGGAGGCCAACCAGAGUGGGACGGGCAUCAACCCGUACUGCAGCAUGAUAGAAGAGGCUUACGGCUUGGAUAAGAUAGAGUUCCUGCAGAGCCACGAGAACCAAGAGAUCUACCAGAAAGCCUUCGACCUGAUUGAGCACUACUUUGGAGUAGAGGAUGACUCUGCUUUAGCUCCCCAGGUAGAUGAGAACCAGCAGCAAUUCAUCUUCCAGCAGUCUGAAGCCCCUAUGGAAGGCUUCCAGCUAUAAUGUGCCCCAGGCAAAAAGACCACCACAAAUUUGCCAGAAAGCAACUGGGAGAAGUUGAUUGUCCCAUUCCUCCUUGCAGACGGAAGGCUGAACACUCACUCCACCUGUUAGGAAACAAUUCUUCCUUCAAACAACUAGAAAGAGUGCUUUAUCCUCAUGAAGAAAAUGGGAUGUCUUGCACGUUUUUUUCUUUUUGCUGCUGCAUACGUGUCUUUAAAGCAGGCAUCUGGGUGGAGGAAGGACACUGAGGUAACAGAUUGCACCUCUUGGGUUUUUUUUCUUUGUGGUGAUCUCUCCCAAAUGUCACUUCUUACCUCGGGUACUUAAUUGAGAUUUCAGCGUUGGGUUGGGUAAGAACAGAAGUAGAAAGUGAGUAUUCUGACAAGAAUAAUUCUGGAAACCUGGGUUGAUCUAUUUAAUUUUUUUGCACAUGUUACUCUUAUUAAAGACUCUAAUUUGCCAAGAGCAAAGUUUAGCCCUGGCCUUUCUGCGCUCCUCUUGCAGCGGACAGUCCUGUCAGAGCUGGGCUGAGUUCCCCAAAACAUGCUGUAAAUGGACGAAGAAGCGAGAGGCUUCUGGGGGAAGGAUCCUUCCCCGUGUCUAGAUAUUUUUUUCCCGAAGAACUGCUGUUAGUAUUUACAAGGAUAAAAAGCAACAAGACCCCAAAGCUGGUCACUGCAAAGAGGGCGGGAUACUGGGGUGGUUCUGGAACAGGAAGCACAGCUGCCACGGCACAGGCUUUGCAUUGCUACUGAUGGAAGCUGCAGGACUGCUGAAAUGGUGGAACCCAUCUUCAUCUUUACUUGAAUGCUCUCCAGGGCUGCGUUUUGGGUGCUGUGCUGUGUGCAGAGUGAGCUCAGCAGCACCACGCCUGGGGCUCCAGGUUUACCUCCUGCUCACAGUCGGAACAUGUACAUUUUCCUUCGAGAAAAGAAUCAAAUCUCUGUAUUUUUUAUAUUAUAUAUAGGUAGCUAUUUGUCUAAUUGGGCUCCAGAGAAAACUAUAUAUAAAAUUUCUGUAAUUUAUGUAAAUAGAACACUGUGAGGCAGGUGUGCCUGGAAACGACGGCCCCGAGCUCGCUCCCUCGUCGUCCUGCUGCUUCUCCCGUUCUCUCACGUACUGUACCACGAUGCUCUUCAACCGCUCUGCUGGGCGCCAAGGUUUGCUCCUCACAGCCGCGGGGCUGAGGCCGGGAGGGGUGGGCCGGGCCUGCGUGCCCCUCGCCCCGCGUUGGGUUUGCUGAGUCCGUGACUGUUGAACGAAUAAAAACUUCUGUGCAGAUGA